GUCACAUCCAAAAAAAAAAAAAAUUCUCUUGAGAGAGAGAAAGAGGGAGACAACUUUGGUCUGAACAUAAAGACAUUCAUUUUCAAAUUUGUCUGAAAAAUUCUCACGGGCAAUCGGAGAGAGAGGAGACAGAGGUGGUGGUGCACAAGAAUCCUUCCCUCAUCCCUACACAAGACUCUGAGAGAAUGGGAAGAGAAGUUGUUGAGGUGGUAAUGAACCGAAACGCCGACGUUUCAAGCGGUAGGGUUCACGUUGCUCCUAAGAUAGCUCCAGCUGUGGAGUCUGAGGAAGAGUUUGAAGUCAAGGAAUGCACAGACGACGAUUCUCACUCUGAGAAUGCACCAAAACUUGAAACUGGAGCUCAAAAUUCUCUUAAAACCCCUAAAGUUUCAAAGCGUGAUGUUCCUCCUGUGGCGGUGAGGAAGCCAUUGCAACCUGAUAACAAGAAGCAUAUGGAUGAUGAGGAUGAUAGUUUCUCCAUUGCUUCCUCCGUGGCAACUUCCUUGAGGAGAGCAAAGUCCGGAGUGACUCAUGGUAGUGCUCCAACUUUUAAGAGUGCUCAACGUGCUGAGAAGCGCAAAGAGUAUUACCAAAAGCUUGAAGAGAAGAACCAAGCGCUUGAAGCCGAGAGAAACGAGCUUGAGCAAAGGCAAAAGGAAGAACAAGAAGCAGCCUUGAAACAACUCAGAAAGAAUCUCAAGUUCAAGGCUAAACCCGUCCCUAACUUCUACUACGAGGCGCCUCCUGCUAAACCUGAGCUCAAGAAGCUUCCUUUGACACGUCCCAAGUCACCAAAACUCAUCCUUUCACGGAGAAAAAGCUUCAGCGACGCAGUCAGCUCGUCGUCAUCCCGUGAAGAAGUUCUGAAGACAGCUUCUAACAGGAACCGACACAGCACCGGAACAGUUCAGAACAAGAACACCAAUGCUGAGCACGGCAGCCCUCGUUUCAGAUCUGGUAAGGGUAAAGGUUGUCUGAAACCAGUCAACGAGUCCUUGGAAGAAGCUUGUGAGGCUUGAUGCUUUGUUGUUGGUCUUUGUGUUGCCUCUCAAUCUAACUUUGAUCUUAUUACCGGAGAAAAUUUAAAAGAUCUAUUCGGUUAUUUCCGGUAUAUGGUUGGUUCACAAUGUAACCGUCGCUCUCGGUUUUACUUUUGUAACGUAAAACUUUUAUGUUGAUUGCUGAAGAAAACUCCCUUAUGUUGCAAAUUUGUAUAUUUUGAGUGGUAUUGGAUCUUCCACCUAUAUGUUGUUGACUACAUGUAUAUAUUAUUUGUGUUAAUAUGGUCAGAGAUACAUAUAGUAAUAAUCUUGUUAUUAAAU
Messenger RNA from Eruca vesicaria subsp. sativa (arugula), 1322 nucleotides. The record is from the annotation of a GenBank genome assembly. NCBI's taxonomy places the organism in Eukaryota, Viridiplantae, Streptophyta, Magnoliopsida, Brassicales, Brassicaceae.